CCGAGCCCUAAUCUGAAGCCGCGGUUCACUGGGUGUUCAUUGUCCUUAUCCCUUAAUUCAUUAGUACUCUGCUUUCAGUUGGAUUCCGACCUCUGUGCUAAACAGUACUGUACAAAUGAUAUAAGUCUAGAUCGUAAUCGCACUUAAUUUAAGAGACUCUUAAGCACAGAAUAAAAUGAUUUUGGAAAUUCUGUCAUACGUCUGGUCCUUCUUACGGCUGGGGAUAUCCCACUAUACCCUGACCCUCUGCAUCAUAUCCUUCACCCUUUAUGUUAUUCACUGGGUACGUGUCAGGAGGUACAAGCAGUCACUGUUCGCACGUCUAGGUAUACCUUAUGUGGAGCCCCACUUGAUCCACGGCAGCCUACACACCCUGAGAGGGAAGACACUAGCGACAGACAUGCUGACUAACUGGCUGGAGAAGUAUGGGGAUGUCUUCGGGUAUUAUAUUGGCGCCAAGGCCAACGUUGUCAUCAAGGACUUGGACCUCAUCAGACAGGUACUUGUGAAGGAUUUCAAUAAUUUUUCUAACAGACCCAAGCUUAUUAUUGAGGCCCAACCCGUCAUCCACUGCAUUGUUGGGUUAAGGGACCAGAGGUGGAAAGAUGUACGUUCUGUUUUGGCGCCAACUUUUUCAAUGGCCAAGAUGAAGCUCAUGAUUGGCAUCAUGAAUGAGAGGGUUGACGAACUCCUUGGGAUCGUGGCAGAUCACAACACCAAAGAGAAGCCUCUGGAAUGGUACGGUCUCUUCCAAGGGCUCACUCUGGAUGUCAUCUGUGAAUGCGUAUUGGCCAUGAAGAGAAAUUGCCAGAGGGACCAAAAUGAUGACGCCUUCUUCUCAGCAACAAGGUAUUUCCUCAAACAUGCUAUGAAUCCGGCAAUUCACCUGGCAAUUUAUUUCAACAUCUUUGGGAAGGUUUUCACUUUCAUCAGCAACCAGUUGGCCUUGUCAGGACGUAUGACCAAUAUGAUUGUAUCUCACUUGAAGACUGUCCUGAAGAUUAGAAGGAAGGAUACGUCUAGAAAGUACAUCGAUGUUCUGCAGCUCAUGCUGGAGGCAGCAGAAUCUCAGCUGGAAUCAGAUGAGAAAGACCCAAUCUUCCAGAAUGAGACAAAUGUCCCAAAUGGAGCACCAGCUACCACAAAAGAACAUCAGUCAGAAACUACCCGGAAGUCAUCGAGAGAAGACAUAAAGAAGAAAAAUCUGUCAGAUGAAGAGAUCAUAGCCAAUGCAUGGGUGUUCUUGCUUGCAGGCUUUGAGACAUCUGCGAAUUCCUUGACGUCGACGGCCUAUCUCCUGGCUUGUCAUCCUGACAUCCAGGAGAAACUUUAUCAGGAACUCUGUGAACACAUUGAGGAUGGAUACGAGCACAUCACCUACGAGACCGUCCACAAGCUGAACUAUCUGGACCAGAUUUUUGCCGAAUCCUUGAGAAUCCUCCCGCCGGUCAUCACCUUCAUCAGCAGGGAUACGAACGCCGACUUCCAACUGGGUGACUACUUUAUUCCCAAUGACACCAACAUCCUGAUUCCAGUGUGGCAGAUUCACCACGACCCCAAACUGUGGCCCGAUCCCGACAAAUUUGACCCUGAGAGAUUUUCGCCGAAAGUCAAGGCUUCUGAAACGAGACACCCGAUGUCCUACAUCCCCUUCGGUGCUGGUCCUAGAGGAUGUCCUGGUGUCCGAUUUGCCCAACUCGAGGCGAAGGUGGCAAUAGCCAGACUCAUUAGGACACAUCGGUUGGAGACAUGUGAACAAACGCCAAUUCCCCUGACCUUCGAAAUGCCGACGGUAACUCACAUUCCUGCCAAAGACGUCAUUCUGAAGGCGCACAAAAUGAUUUUGGAAAUGCUGUCAUAUUUAUGGUCCCUCUUACGUGUGGGGAUGACCCGCUACACUGUGAUAUUUAGUAUCCUACUCGUCGUACUGUAUGUGACCCACUGGGUGCGUGUGAGGAGGUACCGGCAUUCACUCUUCCAGCGUCUGGGUAUACCUUAUGUCAAGCCACACCUCAUCCACGGCAGCCUCUUCACCUUGCAAGGGAACAAUGCCUUAGCUACCGACGUCCUGAGCGAGUGGCUAGAAAAGCAUGGGGACGUCUUCGGCUAUUUUAUGGGCUCAAAGCCCAACCUCGUUGUCAAGGACUUGGACCUCAUCAGGCAAGUACUGAUGAAGGAUUUCCACAACUUCUCCAACAGGCCGAAGCUCAUCAUCGAAAUCCAGCCCGUCACGCACACCCUCAUUGGCCUGAGAGACCAAAGGUGGAAGGACGUGCGCUCGGUUUUGGCGCCAACUUUCUCUAUGUCCAAAAUGAAACUGAUCAUCGGCAUCAUGAACGGCAGAGUUGACGAACUACUGGCGAUCGUUUCGAGCCGCAGUGCCAAAGGGGAGACUCUGGAGUGGUACAGCCUUUUCCAGGGCCUCACUCUAGAUGUGAUCUGCGAAUGUGUCAUGGCAAUGAAGAGGAACUGCCAGAGGGACCAAAACGACGACGAAUUUUUUGCGCUGGUGCGCACCUUCCUCAAACAUGCAAUGAGUCCCGCACUUCAUUUGGCACAUUGUUUCAAUGUCUUAGGACAGGUCUUCGCCUUCAUCAACAACCAGCUGGCAUUCUCAGGUCGCAUGACUAACAUGAUUGUAUCCCAUCUCCAGGCUGUCCUAAAGAUGAGACGGAAAGCAGCCUCCAAAAAUUACAUCGACGUUCUGCAGCUCAUGCUGGAGGCAUCGGAAUCCCAGCCAGAACCGGAUGCCAAUCAUUCGAACUUGCAGAACGGAACGAGCACUCUCAAUGGGACGACACACCCGGUAAAAUAUCAACUCCCAGAUUCAUACCUCAAGUCAGCCAAAGACGGCUUCAAGAAGAAGAACCUGUCGGACGAAGAGAUCAUCGCCAAUGCUUGGGUAUACAUGCUGGCAGGUUUUGAGACUUCCGCCAACGCCAUCACGUCGACGGCCUAUCUCCUGGCCUGCCAUCCUGACAUCCAGGAAAAACUCUAUCAGGAACUCUGCGAACACAUUGAGGAUGGACACGAACACCUCCCCUACGAAACCGUGCACAAACUGAAUUAUCUGGACCAAGUCUUCUCCGAAGCAUUGAGGAUCUUCCCGCCUGUGGUCAACUUCAUCACCAGGGAUACGAACGCAGAUUUCCAACUGGGUGACUAUUUCAUUCCCCAUGACACAGACAUUAUGAUUCCAGUGUGGCAGAUACACCACGACCCCAAACUGUGGCCCGAACCUUUUAAAUUUGACCCCGAAAGGUUCUCGUCUGCUGUCAAAGCCUCCGAAGCGAGGCACCCGAUGUCCUACAUCCCCUUCGGCGCAGGACCCAGGAGUUGUCCGGGCAUCCGCUUCGCCCAACUCGAGGCGAAGGUGGCAAUAGCCAGACUAAUUAGGACACAUCGGCUGGAGAGUUGUGAAGAAACACCAAUACCCCUGAAGUUCCAGUUGCCGACUGUGACCCACAUUCCCGCCCAGGAUGUCAUUUUUAAAGCGUUUCCAAGGGAGUAAAGAGCAACGUUUUCGAAGAGAAUCGUCUCGGUC
Macrobrachium nipponense is the source of this 3544-nucleotide messenger RNA. RefSeq lists its product as uncharacterized. The coding region runs from base 176 to 3511 and encodes 1111 amino acids. Gene Ontology annotation, molecular function: oxidoreductase activity, acting on paired donors, with incorporation or reduction of molecular oxygen; iron ion binding; steroid hydroxylase activity. The transcript has 11 exons. NCBI's taxonomy places the organism in Eukaryota, Metazoa, Arthropoda, Malacostraca, Decapoda, Palaemonidae. The record is from RefSeq and is a predicted model, not a curated record.